AUGGACCCUUCCUUGUCCCAGCCUGGCCAGCGGCCACGGCCACCAUAUCCGCGCGCUCCCUCUCGUGCCUCUACCAUUGCUAGCAACACCCGCAGCGUGAGCAGCUCCAACACCUCGCACAUGCAGCCCGCCUCGCCUGCCCAGUCCUUUUCUCACCCUCAGCGUUUUCACUGCACCGCCACCGCGGCGUCCCCGCGAUCCAGCUCACGAGCCACGCCCCAGCUCUCCCGCGAGGCUAGCGGCGACCUCGCCCGACCUCCCACGAUGUCGACCUUUCUACAAGAGAAGCUUCAAAAGGAGCGCAGGGCAGAAAGCGAGAAGCUCGGCUCCUCCACCUCGUCCCGUCACAACCUCGACCUGAGCGCCUCCGUCGACCUUGGCCGUGUCGCCACCGAUAGGUCCUUUCGAUCCUCCGACCACGAGCCACAACGGCCACAGUCCAGCACCGGCAUGGAGUCGGGCAAGAAGAAGGGCCUCGGCUUGAAGGAAAUGGAGCAGGUCGUGUCAUCCCUCCACAAGCAAAACUUUGACUUGAAGCUCGAACUGUAUCAUCGCCGCGAACGACAGACCAAGAUGGAAGAGCGCCUUGAAGCGCUCGAAGCCGAGAAGCAAGUCUCCCAAAAGCUGACGGACAAGCUGCUGGCCGACUUAGACAAGCGCGACAAGGCCAUCGAGGAGGCUGUCAGCAUGAUUGUUGAGCUCGAGGCCAAGGUCGACCAGCUGCUUAACGAGCGCACCAUGGUCCAGCAUGUCGAGAGCCAGGGAUUCUACGCGUCAACCGACGGCUUCGACGAUUACAACGACUCAACAGCCAACUCGUCUACUGGGGACCUAGCACCGCUCCCGGACCGCUCCAAGACGCCUACUGUGACUCGCAUGCCCAGCUUCCUCUCUGAUCGCAAACCGACCACCGAAAAUCUGAGAAACAUCUACGUUGGAAACCGCGCCAGCGUCAUGAGCCUGCGAUGCGUAUCCGGCGGUCACUCAGAAGCAGACAACGCUAUGGUGAACGGCUUGGCCAGCCCUACGUUGAGUGUUCUCAGUGAGAGUUCUUUCAUCAGUGUCUACGGCCAAAAGGGUGACACGACCGUCGUUCCUGAUUUCGAUGAGCCCAUCGCUUUGAGCGGCUUCGAUGGUAGCUCUCCAGUUGUGGUACAGGAAUCGCCUCCAAAGAGUCAUGUGAACAACAACCAUUUACUUGCUGGCAAGUAUCAGCAAGAAUACAGGCCCGCUACGGUGCAGCCUGUCAGAGACUUGCUGACCCAGAACUCACCGCGCCAGCGCCGGGAGAGAAGCAACUCUGAGGCUCGUCCCACCGCGGCAGAUACUGCGACUCACCACAUUGUCCGCAGCGAGGCUUCUCACAUUCAGCAUUGCAACAACAGUGUUCACGGAUCACCUGCCCGCCGGUCUAUGAAGGAUGAAAAGAGAGCUGCAUUGAGAAAGGUCGUGACGGACGCCGGUGGUGUUCGUCUCCACGACCAAGCGUUGCCUCCGACGCCAGAUACCAUCUCGUCGUCGACACUGCAAAGGUACAAGAACUCCAACGAAAAUCUCUCAGUGCGCCAUCAAACGUCAAACGAAAGACAGAGAAUCCCGUCAAACGAGACACGACAAGCGCGGGAGACCCAGAGCGCAGAACAAAGCGGCGGCGUGUCCCUGAUGCAAAAGGAAGCUCCGCGCAACGUACGCAGCUCGCGACCUGACACUGGUGCAAUGCCUAGCUACGACCUGUACGGUGCCAAAAACAUCCCACGGCCUCGCUCAGCCGGCGACACGACAGUCUCUCACAAACGGAAAAACUCGUGGGACAGCGACGACUCAGACACCAAAUCGCUCCAGUCCAGUCUGGAUAUCUGGAUGCGCGAAAGCACCAAUCCCCAGAGGACGACGGGCCGCGUUUCGCCGGACCUCUUUGGGUUCCCGACCAGCAUGGCCAAUGGCGGCUGGGCGGCCAGCUCCCUCUUCGACCCCAAGCAGAGGCUCGGCGCCAUGCCCAGCACCGACUACAUGCACGACUUACUAUCCUUGCGAGAGGCAUUGCUGUCGCCUAACCUACCGCCCCCGCCCCCGCCGGAUAGACGCUCAAGCCUGCACGGACAUGUUGGCCGUUCCGCCUCGGCUAUGCCCACGACUGAGAAGCCGCUCGCCGCCGAGGGCACAUGGCAGCCGCCACCGCCAUCUGAUGUCGCUGCUGCAGCUCGGAAUCGUCGCAAUAGUGAUGCGGUCGACCUCCGUUCCAGCACGCGCACACCCGUUCAAGGCGAACACAAGCGAGGCAACAGCAACGCCAGCCAGCACCCGCCCAUCUCGUGGCAGCAGGGUCCACGAGCCGGCCUCAAAGGACUGUUCCGACGCUCCCUGCCCGGUAAUGGCGGGCCACCAGCAGCAGCGUCGCCCGCCAAGGCUGAAUCCAGCCCGGGUACGCAGGAGACGGAUACUCCAUCGACAGCGGCGGGAUGGGCCCCCCGCAGCAGCGCCGGCGCGAAUGAUUGUGAUCGUACCGGCGCGACGCCCCCGCCCAUCAUGCUCAACAAUCCGCGCCAGGCCGCCCGGCGCAGCUCCGCCGCGACUGCCACCUCGUACGAAGGCGGCGGCGGCGGCGGUGGUGCCGUGGUGUCGCCUGACGCACAGUCCCUCCCGGCAGCCGACGCCAUAUCCCAGCAUAGCAUCCCGCACUCGCAGUCGACGACGGGAGGGCGACGCAAGUGGCUGCCGGGCUUCUCGCGCAACAAGGCGUGA
Molecule: messenger RNA, 2742 nt
Organism: Cordyceps fumosorosea ARSEF 2679
Lineage: Eukaryota; Fungi; Ascomycota; Sordariomycetes; Hypocreales; Cordycipitaceae
Exons: 1
Coding region: 1-2742 (913 amino acids)
Cellular component (GO): microtubule organizing center
Source: RefSeq, a predicted model, not a curated record